Hydractinia symbiolongicarpus is the source of this 2128-nucleotide messenger RNA. RefSeq names its product cerebellar degeneration-related protein 2-like. NCBI's taxonomy places the organism in Eukaryota, Metazoa, Cnidaria, Hydrozoa, Anthoathecata, Hydractiniidae. Bases 178 to 1452 code for a protein of 424 amino acids. The transcript has 5 exons. The record is from RefSeq and is a predicted model, not a curated record.
GCCGGCAGCCCAAAAAUUUUAACUAGAUAUAUAGCUAGCUAGCUACAGUUUUUGUCUUUUUUAUGGUUUCUUAGAUAUAAAAAAUUUCUCUUAUAAAUUUCCUUUGUAUACAUAUAAGACACAAAAUUGAUAUCAAACUGCGUGGUUGCAAAAAAGCUUUAUGCUUGAAUACAUGUCAUGGCUGCUUUCAUGAAGACUAACAGAGAACCUGAUAUGCAUUCCAUUGAUCAAGAUCUUCUGUUAGCUGCUGAAAUUGGAAAAUCACUUCUUGAAAGAAAUAGAGAGUUGGAAGCUAUGUUGAAAUCAACACAAGAAAAUGCAGAAGAGCAAGCUGCUCAAACUAACUUUUAUUUGAAGCAAGUAGAUGUGUUGCGUGAAGCGAAUGAAUCUUGCAGCCAUGCUUGUGAACAACUUGAUGCAAACAAUCAACAGUUGUUGGACAAAUAUGAACAACAAAAAGCUGAAUGUAAAAUUUUGAUAGGUAAAAACAAUCGCUUGUGGGAAUUAAUACGUUCGUUGGAGAGGCGAAAUGAGGAGCUUUCUGUGGAGUUGAAUAACUUGCAAGACACAUACAAGGUGGAUGAAGAUGACAACACACGGAUUCAAAAUGACAGCUCGAGCAAUAAUGUAGAAGUGACUAGUUCUGAAGCAAAGCACGAAUGCGAAGCACUUGUUACAAUAUCAAAAGACGCUACUGACAGCACAGAGAUGGAAUUAAAAAACGAGAACGAGAGGCUACAAAAACUUAUUUCAGAAUUAAAAGUUAUCGUGAAAGUUGAGAGGUGGCAUAAAGAGGAAGUCGAGUCACAACUCGAUGACGUCAUCAACGAGAAUCAAAAUCUCCAUAAUAAGAUCGCAAGUUUGAAUCAAGAAAUACACGAAUGGGAAAAUUUCGCCGAGAAGGAGGAAUGCUAUCGAAGACUAGCCGAAGCGUUCAGCGUUAAACAUAAUAUUGAAAUCGAAGCCGAUUAUGAAGGAAGCCUGCUCGGGAGUCAUCAAAUAACACCGAAUGCAAAAUCUAAACUCGCCAAAGCGCAGUCGUGCGAGUUUUUAAACUCGUCCCAAGUGGCGAAAAGAGGAACAGUGGUUAAGUCUCCGAUUUUGUUAAAUCACGUAUUAUCGUCGGAGAACAGCAGUUCGUUUUUGUCGGAGCUGGAUUCUCAAUACGCUGACUUGGUGAAGCGAUACGAAGCUUUACUGGAGAAGUGUAAACAAGAAGGUCGCUUCACUGAAAAUCCCGAGAGAACUCGAAAAGUUCAGCGCGCUAUCCAAACGUUAUCGUUUGAUUUUUCAAAACUUGCUACUCCACUGACGUCUCCGUGUGGCAAGGACACGAAAACAUUGAAAGAAACUUGCGCCUGUCAAACAGCUACAAACACGGAGACGCAGGUCGAAUACAGGAAACUUUUUUCAGAUAUAUUCGCUAAGCUAAAAGAGUCAAAACUAGAGUAAUCGAUUCAUUUUCAGUAUUUAUUUUAUUUUUAUUUUUUAUUUUAUUUUCUUGCUCACAUAUUGAUUUACUCAUUUUUCUUACCCAUGAUUGUAAGGGUCCAGAAGUUCGAGUCUAACCUGUGUAAGUGAGUCAAACUUGUAUGAGCGAGUCGUUUUAUUAGUUCUUACCCUUCGUUCUAAACGUCAAGUUUGAAUUUCUUUAUUUUAUUUUUAAUUUGUAAAACACCCCAAGCUGCAAUUUUUUUUCAAAUAAUGCUUUCGCUAUAAUUUUCCGACAAGACGUAAACACUCGCAAAUUCUAGCGAUAGUAAUUAUUAAACUCGUGUUACAAUACACUAUAAAAGGUGAAAAACUAGUUUCUUAAAAAAAAUGUGUUGACUAGAGUGUGGUUUGAAAUAUGAAACACGUGGUACAAAAAUAUGCCUUGGAUUCUUGUUUUGUUGCAACAUUUUUAAAGGGAACUUACAUGUUCUUAACGAGAACAGCAAAGUAAUGUAUAUAGAUUUUCAAUUUUAUAUCCCGACCACUUUUCACUUAAUACCGUCGUGAACACAACAAACAGUACAGAAAAAAUAUUAUGUAGUGUUUGAAUCAUACUUUAUUAUUAUCGCCUUUAUUUUUCUUUUUUUUAAUUUUUGUAAAUAUGUAUAGAUAUAUAUUAUCCAUUUAUUUUCGU